CACUAGCAUCAUCACCACUCGCCAGGGGAGGUGUAGUUACUGGCAGCUAAUUAUUUACAUGUAUUUUUACUGACCUCAUUUAAAAAAUAUCUCCUGGACUACUACAGCACAUCUAAAAUAUGAAGGGAAUUAAACUGCACGUUAUUCUGUUGCUGCUUUUCGCGUCUUUGCUUUGUGCAGACACGGCCAGAAGCCGGAAAGAUUCCAGCAGCAACCAGAAUAGUUUCAGAAGGGCGGCUAAUGGAUUCUACCAAGCGUUAAGCAAUGUUUUUGGUGAGGACAACAUUCGAGGUCUUUACAAGUUCUUCUCCAAGACCACGGAACGCUUUGUCCAUGGUGUCGACUCUUUCCUGGACACCAUUUGGAAGGUAUGGACGGAUCUGUUGGAUGUUAUGGGCAUUGACGCCUCCAACCUCAGCCACUACUUCAGCCCGACAUCUUUGACCAGCUCCCCAGCCAGGGCCCUGCUCCUGGUGGCAGCCGUGCUGGUGGCAUACUGGUUCCUCUCCCUGUUUCUGGGGGGGUUCUUCUACCUGCUGCACAUUCUGUUCGGCCGUUUCUUCUGGCUGGCCCGGGUAACCCUGUUCGCCCUCUCUUGCCUGUACAUCCUGCAGAAGUUUGAGGGGGACCCGGAGCGGGCGGUGCCCCCCCUGUGUUUCGUGAUGGCAGUGUACUUCAUGACCGGGCCCGUGGGGGCAUACUGGCGCAAAGGCGGCAGUUCUGCCUCUCUGGAGGAGAAGAUCGACCACCUGGACACCCAGGUGCGCCUGCUGAACAUCCGGCUGAGCAGGGUAAUCGACAGCCUGGAGCGCUCGGGGGAGAAGUAGAGAUACCCGGCAACCAUGCCUGGCAACACCUGGAGGGAGGGAGCGAGGGUGGGGGCGUGGCAGGGGGGUCAGAGUGUAUUUGGGUUUGGGAAGGAAGAUUUUAAGCAGAGGCUUUGUGUAACAAGAAAAAAGCCUAUUGUGUUUUUUAUUUAUUGAAAAUUCUGUCGGGGGGGGGGGGGGUACAUUUUUAUUAUACAGUGCAUCCACUCCUGUUGGUUGAUCUUUGGAGAAUCGGUGAGGAUGUUCUCUUUUAUUACUUUUCUUUGGAAUAUGAGAAUGUUUAAGGGAGGGUCAGGAACAUGUAUUUAUAUCCCAGUGAGCUCACUAGUUAGUAGGUUAAUGACAAGAUGUAUUUAUUGCAUUAAGAUGUAUGGUGUAAAUGAUUUCACCCUUCCAUUGUAGCAGUAGGUAACUCCUAAAGCAUUUCAGGACCUCUUUUUCUAUAAAUAGACAUUGUGUGUCAGUACGUACAACUGUAUGUGUGUGGGUGGGUUUUAUGCACACCAAUCAAUGGAGAAGCACUGAAAGCAGUUAACAGACUGGAGAAACCUGGACAGGCACAAAAAUCUCAGGGAGAAAAAAAAUAAACAGUAUAUGAAUAUCAAGAAAAUGAUGUUAAUAUACCCCACAUCAUUGUCAUCUCUUAAAACCUGUCGGGGUGUCAGACUCAUUCCAUGGACCGCCUAGUGUCCGAGGGUCCUCUGGAAUGACUUUGACGCCUGGUUAGAAUAACAACAUUUGUUGCUAAUUGAUUUUGGAAUCAUAGAGAGUCAAGAAGAAGGAUUGAAGGUGCUGCCUUGAGAUCAGGCUUAAUCGGCCACAUAGAAAUGGGGGUUUAUGGCGGGAAGGGCAUAAUGGUGGUGGUUACCGAUGUGUACCAGCAGUCCAGUGCUCAGCUCUCUGAAAGUCGACUUCUAUCCGCUUUAUGUCCGGGAUUCUCGGCUUCAGCACAUCACCCGUUCUGCAUGCCCUGGCUAUAUCAUUGUUGUGGAUGUUGAUAUACUUUGGUCACUCCUUGCCUUGCAUAAUUUUACAUGAGAAAUUGUAUAAGGCCUUAGUGUAAACGACGGUGUGUGUGUGUGUUUUGAUUUGUAUUUUUUUUUAACGUGUUUUAAUGCUUUCGUUAUUUAUUAAUAUUAAGUGGGAAAAGACAUGCAUUUUUUUUGCUGAACGAGCAGUGUGCCUGACGCCAACCCCCGCUUCAAGCCGCCCGUGACCGAAUCCGACGUUGUACAAUUCGAAGGUAGACUCCGCUUAAGGACAUUCCCAUGGGCAGCACCGCUAAAUGCGGUGUCGUUGUUCAAUGAUUUUUACAUUGUCCCAGUGUGCUGGCACAUUUGUGUUUGUGUCUUUUUUUACCUGUUACCAGACCUUCAGUAGUAUUUGAGGUCCUCUGGUUCAGUACACCUAUCUGUUAUUGUCAUUUGUUAUGGGUAAUUUCCAAUUGCCCAUCGCUGUUGUUAGAUUGAGGGCAUUUGAAUGUUGUAUUUGUUUUAAAGGCUAGGAUGUUCAUUGUGUGAAAUCCAAAAAUAUUUAAAUGUGAGUUUUUAUUUUUUUACAAUUGGUCAUCUUAGAUCCUGUUGCACUUAUUAAUGUACUGUAGAGGAGGCCAGGCCUACCAUCCUUCUAGCCAGCUGAUGUACACAUGUAGGAUCAUAAUUUGACCACCCUGUUGCAGGAGAAAAUUCCUACAAUCAUCAUUCUUCAAAUGUACAGGAUUAUUUUCUUGCUUAAAUUAGGAUCCUAUGUUGUUCAUAUGUUCUAGUAUUAAUAGCAUUCUAAGAAGAACAUUUGAGAUGCAUACAAACCCUCCUUUUUUUUGCAGCUAUUUCAUUUUUUGGAAGGACAAAUGUAAAUAACUUUGAGGCGUCCUAACUAGUAAUGGAAUAUUAUUUCCUGUCAAUUUGACUCCUUUGUCCUGACACUGAAUCAGAGUAGGUUAUCCAUCACCUGGAUUAUACUGUCACUAUGAAUGACACCCGAAUGACUCUGCCUCUCAUUGUAUUCAUUAUUGAGAGGAUCCAUUCAGCACUGGACCAUAGUGUUCUAUCAUGUACUCCACGCGUGUGCUCUGCCAAUUAUGAACACGUUUUGGUCGUUUUGUGUUUCAACGCACUUAUCUUGUUAAACGUGUUAUACACUGAAGUGAUUUAGCAUUUUCCCUUUUGUUUUUAUGUUGUUUUUCUAUUUUCAUAUGUUCUCUACUUUUGUGAUGUGGGGAAAUUAUUUUACCCUACUGCCUGCUGGUCAACAGUCAUGUAUUGAAAUGUGUAUGUUGUGGAAAUGAAUCUCCCUUAGGAGUCAUUUUAAAGUGAAAAUGAGGUCCAAGUUUGAAUAAACAAAACAAAACUCUA
Esox lucius (northern pike) is the source of this 3181-nucleotide messenger RNA. It is a transcript of the gene bri3bp, whose product is annotated as bri3 binding protein. Gene Ontology annotation, cellular component: mitochondrion. Lineage: Eukaryota; Metazoa; Chordata; Actinopteri; Esociformes; Esocidae. Bases 120 to 827 code for a protein of 235 amino acids. The transcript has 3 exons. The record is from RefSeq and is a predicted model, not a curated record.